AUGGAAAGAGAACUAGUGGCCCCGCAAGACGUUCAACUCGAGGAUGAGAUUUUGAAGAAAGCUGUCCAUAACUAUAAAGGGAAAAACUGGAAGAAGAUAGCUGAAUAUUUCAAGGAUCGAACUGAUGUCCAGUGCCUCCACAGGUGGCAGAAGGUCCUUAAUCCUGAACUUGUUAAAGGGCCAUGGACCAAGGAGGAAGAUGAAAUGAUCGUUCAGUUAAUCCAAAAAUAUGGGCCCAAGAAGUGGUCCACUAUUGCUCGAUAUUUACCUGGCCGUAUUGGAAAGCAAUGUAGAGAGAGGUGGCACAAUCAUCUCAAUCCUGCCAUAAACAAAGAAGCUUGGACUCAAGAAGAAGAGCUGGUUCUGAUUCGUGCUCAUCAAAUCUACGGUAAUAGAUGGGCAGAGUUAACAAAGUUCUUGCCUGGAAGGUCGGAUAAUGGAAUUAAAAAUCACUGGCACAGUUCGGUUAAGAAGAAACUCGAUUCCUACAUGUCCUCUGGCCUUUUGGAUCAGUACCAAGCCAUGCCUCUAGCUCCUUAUGAGAGAAGCUCCACGUUACAAUCUGCCUUUGUCCACACAACUACAGAUGGUAAUGGCUGCCUAAGUGGACAGGCGGAGAACGAAUUAGAAAACUCUCAGAGUUCAAGCAUGGCUGGUUGCUCUCUAUCUGCAAGAGAUUAUCAAAAUGGAGUAAUAAACAUGGGGCACCAUUUUCACCCCUGUGAAAGCUCUUACAAGAAUGAGCAAGCUGCAUAUCAUUCGGAUCAGUAUUAUUUUCCGGAGUUAGACGAUAUCUCGGUCUCCAUCUCAGAAGUAUCUUAUGACAUGGAGGACUGUUCACAGUUUCCUGAUCAUAAUGUCUCGGCUUCUCCGAGCCAAGAUUACCAAUUCGAUUUUCAGGAUCUAUCGGAUAUUUCACUGGAGAUGAGACAUAAUAUGUCAGAGGUACCGAUGCCAUACACCAACGAGAGCAAGGAAUCUAGUCUGGGAGCUCCAAAGUCUAUAGAUGUAGCUACGUACACCAACCAAACAAGUGUUUCGUCUGAAACGGAAUGUUGCAGGGUCCUUUUCCUUGAUCAAGAGAGUGAAGAGCUCUCAGCUUCAGACAGCCAGAUUUCAGAAGUUACCAAAUCUCCUAUGCAGAGCUCUUCUUCAAGGUUCAUUGCAACAUCCGCCUCUGUCAAAGAAACUCUCCGGCCAGCUCCUUUAAUCAUAUCACCCGAUAAGUAUGCCAAGAAGUCACCUGUAUUGAUAUGUCAUCCUUUUGAAGCAGAACCAAACUGCAGAACAGAUGAAAACGGUAGCUUCAUAUGCAUCGCCGAUCCAUCAAGCUCUACUUGCGUUGAUGAAGGGCCUAAUAACUCCAGCGAAGAUGAUCAACCAUAUCAUCUGAAUGAUUCCAAAAAGUUGGUUCCGGUGAACGAUUUUGCAUCUCUGGCAGAAGUUAAGCAACACUCUAUUCCUAAGCAUGAGCCAAACAUGGCAAGCGAGCAGCAUCAUGAGGAUACGGGAGCAUCAUCAUCAUCAAGUCUCUGUUUCCCAAGCUUGGACCUACCUGUUUUCAGCUGUGAUGUUUUACAAUCCAAAAACGAUUCGCUGCACGACUAUAGCCCUCUUGGCAUACGCAAGCUACUGAUGUCCACCAUGACGUGCAUGAGUCCCCUUCGGCUGUGGGAAUCUCCCACUGGAAAAAAGACGUUGGUUGGUGCAAAGUCUAUCCUGAGGAAACGCACCCGUGAUCUGCUGACACCGCUAUCUGAGAAAAGAAGUGAUAAAAAGCUUGAAAUUGAUAUAGCAGCCAGUCUUGCAAAGGACUUUUCACGUCUAGAUGUGAUGUUUGAUGAGACUGAGAGUCGAGAAUCUAUCUCUGGAAAUAGCAAUGGUGUCGAUCUUGGAGAUAAGGAAAACCAGUUUCAAAUGUUAAAUGGAGAAGGUGAAGAGAAUUGGAGGGGUAAGCCUUCUUCAGUCUUUAGUCACAGAAUGCCAGAAGAAACCAUGCAUAUAGGAAAGUCACUUGAAAAACCAGAGAAAACUUGCACGGAGGAGGCAAACGUCAGGAAAAAGAAUGAUUCAGAACCAGAUGUUGGAAAUGCUGAAAGUUUCUCUGGCGUUCUUUCUGAGAACAAUACCAACAAGCCAGCACUGUCUUCUCCUGGUCAAUCAGUAACCAAAGCAGAGAAGGCACAAGUUUCAACCCCAAGAAAUCAUUUGCAGAGAACUCUCAUGGCUACUUCUAACAAAGAACAACAUUCUUCUGCAAGUCUUUGUCUGGUCAUCAAUUCGCCUUCUCGAGCGAGAAACACCGAGGGUCAUCUGGUUGACAACGAGAAUUUCAGCAUAUUCUGUGGAACUCCAUUCAGAAGAGGUCUUGAAUCUCCCUCAGCCUGGAAAUCUCCGUUUUAUGUAAACUCUCUCUUGCCCAGCCCAAGGUUUGACACAGAGAGGUUUGACACAGAUAUAACUAUCGAGGACAUGGGAUACAUUUUCAGCCCUGGGGAGAGAAGCUACGAGAGCAUAGGAGUGAUGACGCAGAGAAAUGAGCAUACAAGUGCAUUUGCAGCAUUCGAUGCAAUGGAAGUUUCACUUUCGUCAAGCAAUGAUGAUGCAAGGAAGAUGAAGGAACUGGAUAAAGAGAAUAAUGAUCCUCUACUGGUGGAGCGUCGAGUGCUGGACUUCAACGAUUGCGAGUCUCCCACCAAAGUAGCAGAACAAGUCUCAUCCUACCUCAAUACAUAA
Messenger RNA from Thlaspi arvense, 2736 nucleotides. The record is from the annotation of a GenBank genome assembly. Lineage: Eukaryota; Viridiplantae; Streptophyta; Magnoliopsida; Brassicales; Brassicaceae.